UCCCUGAGGAACGUUGCCGCUUAGAACGAUUUCCUAUCGCGGCUCUCAGUUUGACUCGAUAGCUGCAGCGACGGCGCGAUGGAGCGGAGAUCUUCGAAACGCGGAAAGCCUAAUCUUCCGUCUUCUCUAGCUAAGCGCAUCCGGCUGCCGCCGGCAGACGGUGGGGCGGUAGAACUGUCGGCCUCAGGCCAACGGGGUUCCUCCUCGUCAUCGCCCUCCGCCGUUAUGGUUACAGGUCUCCCCUCAGACUGCACGGUCCUCGAGCUCAAAUCCCGCUUUGAGAUGUAUGGCCCUAUCUCCCGCACCCGAAUCGAUGAAAAUUGCUUCGGAUAUGUGACCUUCCGCUUUGAUCAGGCUGCCGAGGCUGCGAUUGCCGCCUCCAUCGAUCCCACUUUCGGCAUCGCAAUUAGAACCUCGAAGCUUCAAGUGGUUCGGGCAAGUGAUCCCGUGACACAUUGGAGGAUAGGAGUUAGAUCUUCUUCCACUUCCAAACUUGUGCGAUCAGAAAGACCUCUGAGCAGACUUGGUAGAAGUAAGAAGCAGAUUAUUCCAGGUACAAUAGCGGCUAAGAAUGGGUCAGAAUCGUCCUAUACUGAAAGGGAAAUCAAAGCUUAUGACGAUCUUUUCUAAAAACAAUAUUUUUAUUUGAAAAAAUGAUCAAAAUGGUCUCUUGAUUUUUUAUAAAUGAUCAAAAUGGUCCACAACUAUAUUAAAAGACCAUUUUAAACUCUCAUGUCUUUAAAAGGAACUAAAAUAGUCCCAUGGUGGAAUUAUUUUGAUUCCUCUUUAAGAAGUUGAGGACUAAAAUGAUCUUUUAAUAUAGUUGAUGAUUAUUUUGAUCAUUCAUAACGAGUCAAUGGAUCAAUUUGACCAUUUUCUUAUUUUUAAUUAUAUCUUCCCUUCCUGAUAUUUAAGGCUUAAACAAAAAGGUUUUCAUUUGGCAUCUGCCAAAGAAUUCCCAGUAGUAGUUGACUUGUUACAGUUGGUACCGGGCUUCUUCGGCGUAGAUAACUUUAUAAUAUAAUUACAUGUUUAAAGCUCCCUUUUUCUUUGCCUAUAAAAUUCAAAAGGGAUGUAACCGACUGAGCCUAGCUCUUUUUAUGUUAAUUUCUUUGAGAUGAGCCAGUUAAUAAGUUACAUAAGAGCUAGUUUGCCGUGCCAAUGAUUUUUUAGAUUUUUGGGCUGUUUGGGUAACAGUUAAUGUCAGUAAUUCAGUUACUAUCAUUUGAAAACUAGGAUUUUAGCAAAUCAAACAACCAUUUAUGUAUUCUUCUUGAUAUAUUAACUUCCUGCGUGAUGCUAUGCACCUCCAUUUGUAGCUUGCAAGGAUCUA
This is a messenger RNA of Dendrobium catenatum, 1333 nucleotides long. RefSeq lists its product as uncharacterized. Gene Ontology annotation, molecular function: RNA binding. The transcript has 2 exons. The coding region runs from base 79 to 630 and encodes 183 amino acids. The record is from RefSeq and is a predicted model, not a curated record. NCBI's taxonomy places the organism in Eukaryota, Viridiplantae, Streptophyta, Magnoliopsida, Asparagales, Orchidaceae.